Bufo bufo (common toad) is the source of this 816-nucleotide messenger RNA. Its product is annotated as gastrula zinc finger protein XlCGF71.1-like. Bases 16 to 816 code for a protein of 266 amino acids. NCBI's taxonomy places the organism in Eukaryota, Metazoa, Chordata, Amphibia, Anura, Bufonidae. The transcript has 4 exons. The record is from RefSeq and is a predicted model, not a curated record.
CUGUACAAGGAGGCCAUGAUGGAGGAGCACCAGCCUCUUAUAUCACAAGAAAAUUCCAGUAACAAUUCUGAGGGAAACUUCAUAUUAUCACUAACUUAUAAAGCAAAAGAUAAAGAUAUCCUACAGCUUUCUUCAGGAAAAAAACUCAUUACCCUUAAUGUACAUCCAGGACUUCACAGUUCAGAGCUAUCAUAUAACUCCCCUAAUCAUGAGGAACUUUCUCCUGAUCAAUCACACAUUGUUACCAGAAGUAAAAAUCAGAAAGGGGUGAAACUGUUUCAGUGUGGCAAAAAAUCCACAAAAACCUCAGGUCUUUCUGCAAAGAGGAGAAAACAUAAAGGAGAGAAGCCAUACUCCUGUUCAGAAUGUGAGAAAUGUUUUAAAAAUAAAUCACAUUUUUUUAGACAUCAGAGAAUUCACACAGGAGAGAAGUCACACACCUGUUCAGAAUGUUCCAAGUGCUUUACAGACAAAUCAAGUCUUAUUAGACAUGAGAAAAAUCAUACAAAAGAGAAGUCAUAUUCAUGUUCAGAAUGUGGGAAGUGCUUUACAGAUAAAUCAAAUCUUGUUAUACAUGAAAGAUUUCACACAGGAGUGAAGCCAUUUUCAUGCUCAGAAUGUGAGAAAUGUUUUACAUUGAAAUCAAGUCUUGUUGAACAUAGGAGAAUUCACACAGGAGAGAAGCCAUAUUCGUGUUCAGAAUGUGGCAAAUACUUUGCACAGAAGUCUAUUCUUGUUAAACAUGAGAAAAGUCAUACAGAAGAUAGGCUACAUUCAUGUUCAGAAUGCCACAUGAAAAGGGAGCCCCAGCAGUAA